Populus nigra (black poplar) is the source of this 1713-nucleotide messenger RNA. RefSeq lists its product as uncharacterized. Lineage: Eukaryota; Viridiplantae; Streptophyta; Magnoliopsida; Malpighiales; Salicaceae. Gene Ontology annotation, biological process: amino acid transmembrane transport. The record is from RefSeq and is a predicted model, not a curated record. Bases 120 to 1556 code for a protein of 478 amino acids. The transcript has 14 exons.
CCACGUUAUCUUGAUUUUUGUUGCCUUGUAAUCUCCCUCCUCUUCAUUCUCCAUUCCUCACCAGGAGGCAGCAGAGCAACCAACACAGGCUAACAAUAUUAUAACAAUUGAAAAAAACGAUGUCUCUGUCUCUGCCUCUGCCUUCUCGUUCUUCACAAAUUCGAACCCUUGCAAUAACCGCAGCAAGCAGAAAGCACAAGUUCUUGCACAUUCCAGUACAACAAUGGACACCAUCAAGACCACUUCAACACUUAUACACAAAUCACCAAUAUUUUUUAUCAAGAACGUCCUUUCAAUGUAUGUCUCGAAGCCAACAACAAGAAUAUGAAGUUGAAAGGCUUUUUUCUAACCUUAACCAGGUCACCUUGAAGAGAGAACCUGGAAGUUUAUCUAGUGCAAUACUUCUAGUUGCUGGCACUACGAUAGGUGCUGGGAUCCUGGCAAUUCCUGCUGUGACUCAAGAAUCUGGAUUUUUGGCCUCUUCGGUUGCCUGCAUUUUUUGCUGGAUCUUUAUGGUUACUACGGGAUUGCUCAUUGCUGAAGUAAAUGUGAACACAAUGUGUGAAUUGGGUUCAGGUGGUGUGUCAUUGGUGUCAAUGGCCAAGAGGACACUUGGGGUGGCAGGAGUUCAAUUUUCUUGUUGGUCAUACAUAUUCAUCCAUUAUGCCCUUCUAAUUGCUUAUGUGGCUCGCUCUUCAGAUAUUUUGACGAACUUUCUCGGCAUUCCAUUAUGGGAAAGUGCAACCUUAUUCUCCUUAGUGUUUGGAGGCAUAUGCUACUUUGGAAGCCAGCGCUUCAUUGGAGCAGUCAAUGGAGUUCUAGUAUUUGGAAUCAUCAUUUCUUUUACAUCUCUUGUGGUGGCUGCAAGUGGAGACCUGCAUUUAGACGCUCUUUUGAAAGCCAACUUUUCAGCUGUUCCUAUGAGUAUACCCAUAAUUGCACUUUCAUUUGUUUAUCAGAAUGUAGUACCUGUUCUUUGCACAAAUCUUGAAGGAAACCUAUCAAAAGUAAGGACUGCCAUUGUUCUAGGCACAGCUAUUCCCCUUGGUUUGUUUCUUGUAUGGGAUGGUGUAAUUCUUGGAUCCAUUUCAACCCCUGAGAUGGCUGAUAAGAUUGCUGAUCCAUUACAACAGCUUCUAUCUACCAAUGGAGUUGUGGGACCCAUAAUACAAGCCUUCUCAUUCCUUGCAAUUGGAACAUCUUAUAUUGGAUUCGUUUUGGGACUUUCCGACUUCCUCGCUGACUUGCUAAAGCUCCCAGCUGGCGAGAACAAGCCUCUGCCCUACAUCUUGACUUUGAUUCCACCACUGGUGUUAGCAUUGCUGGACCCUGAAAUUUUCUUCAAGGCCCUGGACUUUGCAGGGACAUAUGGAGUAUUGGUGCUCUUUGGAAUUAUUCCUGCUGCAAUGGCAUGGUCAGACAGGUACUCAAGUUCAUCAACAACUAUCAAACUACCACAACUGGUUCCUGGAGGAAAAGUUACCCUUUCUCUUGUGAUGGGAGCUGCUGGGUGCAUCAUUCUUUCUGAAAUACUAGAGAACUUCAUGAACCUUUAAUUUAGCGUCCCCUUUUUUUUUCCUUCCUGUUUUACUUCCAAUUUGCCUUAUUUUUGUACAAAAUGACCGUAAGGUUGUCGGUUUUGACAAUCAAAAUCUUUGUUUUGAUAUUGAUCUUCGAGAUCUAGCUAUAAACAGCUUCACAUUUGAUCAUCAA